This is a messenger RNA of Tripterygium wilfordii, 2787 nucleotides long. Its product is annotated as probable mediator of RNA polymerase II transcription subunit 26b. Bases 955 to 2328 code for a protein of 457 amino acids. Gene Ontology annotation, cellular component: nucleus. The record is from RefSeq and is a predicted model, not a curated record. Lineage: Eukaryota; Viridiplantae; Streptophyta; Magnoliopsida; Celastrales; Celastraceae. The transcript is spliced from 9 exons.
GAGUUUGAGCCUCUCUUCGGCUCUUUGCCACCCGACUCUUAACUGUAGUCUGUAAAACUAUCCGACAGGUUUCUUCUCUCCGUCUCCGGCGACUCAAAGCCCAACCGAGUCAAAACCCAGUCUCAACUCGGUCCUUAAACUGCCUACGGUUCCCCAUCAUGAAUGCAAAAUAGAAAGCUAAUAAAUUUUUUUUUCCCUAUUUUUUUUUUUGUUUUGGGAAAGAAAUAAAGCCAGAGAGGAAAUAUUUCUCUGUGUUCGGUAAAUUUUAGCAGCAGCUGGUAUUUGACAGAGAAAUCAAACGCAAGGCAUAAUAUAGGGAAAGAUUGAGAAACCCAAAAAGAUAAUCAAGGAAAAAAGAAAUCUUUUGCAUCUAUAUUCUGGUUCUUGUAUUUUUGUUUGGUUCCUCAUUUUCUGUCUUUUAUUUUGUCUUCCUCUGGUAGAAAGUUCAAGGGGUGGUUUUUCCGGGAAAAAGUUAGUCAGAUUCCGGUAAAAACAUCCAAACGUUUGUUUGUGUCACGGCGUCUGAUUUUUUUCCCCCAUCUUAUCUUCUAAUCCUAUCUUGACGUAACCCAUUACCUAUCGGAGCAAAAACAGAGAAGGAAAAAAGAAAAAAGAAAAGAAAAAACCAGAAAUAGGAAGGAAAGGAAGAGAACAGAAAGCCAUAUUCAACAGAAAGUACAUUCCAGGUCAAAUUUGUGAUAGGAAGCUUGAACCCCGUUAGCCUUUGAUUUUCGAUCAUGUGUUCCCCGCAGAAUCGGUUCUCUGAUUUCUGGGUUUGUUUCAGAAUGAGCUGAAACUUGAUUGUUUGAUAUGAAAUAAUCAGAAUCUCAUGAAUAUUGGUAUUGGGUACUCCUGAAAUCGCACGAAGACUUACUUUUGAUUUAUUGGGGGAUCAUCGGAACACGAUUUGUUAAUCCGAAUUAGGUCGAAUCCGAUCUCAUUUGGUCAUAAGCGAUGAAAUCGGCAUCGCUUGAUCACUGGAGGGACUAUUUCCGGUCGGCGGACUCCGAUAUUUUUGACAUCAUCGACCAUGCGGUCAUGGUGGCCGCCGCAGAUUGCCCAGAGGAGUUGCGGCUUCGAAGGGAUCGAAUUGCGGAGAAACUGUUCUGUUGCAGAUUCAACCGGUGCUCCGAUCAGGUCGAGUCACCUAUUACGGGUCGACCCGGUUCUGCUAUAUCUGAUGAUGGCGGUGAUGGUGAGCACGAUGACAGAGGGUUCCAGAGAGAGUUUGGGGCGGGAGGGAGGAAAGAAAGUAAAGUGAACAGCACAAGUAGAGAUGAUCAAGACAACGAAGAGAUGCAGAAUGGCACUCCCAUGGUUAGCAACUACAGCUCUGAAGAUGCUGAUGCUUUGACUGAUGAGAUUGAAGAGGCUCAUCAAACCGUUGAAGAGGUCUUGAGGAUCAAGGAUAUUCUACAUGACAGUGAAGAUGAGUCUGAUACAGUGUUGUAUGAUUCAUUGAGGCGGCUUCAAUUGAUGGCUUUGUCUGUGGACAUUCUUAAGGCAACCGAGAUAGGAAAGGCUGUUAAUGGCCUAAGAAAGCAUGGAUCAAGUCAGAUUCGCCAUCUUGCUCGGACUCUUAUCGAACUAUGGAAAGAAUUGGUGGACGAGUGGGUUAAUGCCACAAAAGCUGUCGCAGGAGGAGAGGAAGGUACUCCAGAUUCCGUGAAUCCAUCAGUUCUUGAUGAAGAAGAAGGGCUUCCUUCUCCUCCUCUAGAUGAUGGAGUUUUCUUUGCUACCCAACCUACUUCAAUGGAGCUCUCACAGUUUUUUGAUGGGAUGGAUGAUGAUGGAAAUCCUCGGAAUAGUGGGGAAUUCAUCAAGAAUCGUGCAAGUGGCAGAAGACCUUCCCCGAAGAACCAAAAUAUCAUAAAGAGGAAACAGCAAACUCAAAAUGAAGGGAAUGGAUUUACGAAGGAGAACAAAAGCAAAAGCCAUCUAAUUAAGAGACAAGAAGCUGUUUUGGAGACCAGGAAACCCUCAAAUGUGGCUUCUGGCCCGGGAAGACCUCAAAAAGUAGGUAAGGAACAAAAGGUCGUUAGUGAAUCAAAGCUUCUGCAAAGAUCGGAUAAGGUUACUAUCCAAAAAAAGCCUCUCAGUGCCCCGCAGGAUAAAUUCAAGUGUUCGGAUGAAGUCACAGUUCAAAGGAAGCUCGAAGCCACAAAAAGAAAACUCCAGGAGAGUUAUCAACAUGCAGAGAAUGCCAAGAAGAAGAGGACGAUCCAGGUCAUGGAGUUGCAUGAUAUCCCUAAGCAGGGUCUUGGCCAUAAAAAUCAACCUAUGCGGGCAGGUAAUCAUAACCGGAAUAGGGCACAGGGACGGCGGUAGGUUUUGUAUAUCUGCACAGAAGUCUUGCUCGAUUUGUCAGGUUUCUUCCAUCUUGUAAACCAGCGGAAGAAACCAAAUAACUCCCGGAUUCAGCAUGACAUAACCCACUCGGGGAUCGACUGCAAGCAAUCCAUUGAUGAUUAAAUAAUCCACGGAGACACUCUCCAACUCUUGUUCUACAUUUAACAAAUUGUGGAAUAGGAGACCCUUUUUUAUAUCCGGAUUGUUAACUUGGUAUUGAGUCGGAUUUCCUUUUGAGAAUCAUAAAUGGGAUGAUCAAUGAUCCUCCGAUCGAUCGAUCGAUCGCCACCAUAUUUCAUUUUCUUUCAAUAUUUUGUUUCAUGUAGUUAGAGCACUCCAUUACACAUGCAAAUGUGCACAAAAUAAGUCCCUUGACCAUCUGUAAACUUACCUUUAUUUGGAUAUAUAUAUAUAUAUGAAGGUCGAAUGUUCAUCAUU